GCUGUUAACGUACUCAAUUCCAGUUAAACUUAUCAACAUUCAAGAGAAGAUAACCAGGCAAAUAAUUUUCACGCAUCUCACAUCUGGGUCAACUGGGUCGUUAGACAGACAGAUCAACGAAGCUGAUUGAGCUCUUCUGGUAGAUUCCCAUACUAAACCGACCCAUGACAGUUAUUCAAAGAGAAUAAAAAUCACCAUAUCAAGGGAGCCAUGGCCGCGGAUUUAGAUAUGGUGAACUUGUUGGUCCUUGCUGGUGCAACGUUGGCCAUUCCUAUUCUGUCUUUUGUGGCCUCUUUUAUCCUCUGGCCCUCAGCCCUCAUCAAAAUAUAUUACUGGUACUGGAGGAGGACCCUGGGUCUACAGGUGCGCUAUGCAGACUGUGGGGGAUACCGCUUCUGUUACUCUUACAGAGGGAAGCCGGGGUUCAGACCAUCCAUCCUCAUGCUACAUGGUUUCUCUGCUCACAAAGACACAUGGCUCACUAUGGUCAAGUAUCUACCCAAACACCUGCACAUACUGUGCGUGGAUAUGCCUGGCCAUGAGGGAACCACUCGUACCAACUCAGAGGACUACUCCAUCCAGGGCCAGGUCAAGAGGAUUCAUCAGUUUGUGGAGAACGUUCGACUGAACAGGAAGCCCUUCCAUCUGGUCGGGACCUCCAUGGGGGGCAAUGUGGCAGGAGUGUACGCAGCCAGCUUCCCCUCCGAAAUCUGUAGCAUCACCCUCAUCUGUCCAGCAGGUAUACGAUACCCCUGUGAGACAAAAUUUGACAAUCAUCUGCAGGACCUUGAGCACAGCCAUUACACUCUGAGCAUCCCACUGAUUCCGUCCACACCAGAGGAGAUGGAGGAUAUGCUCAGGCUUUGCUCCCAUGUCCGCUUUAAGAUCCCUCAACAGAUUCUUCAAGGACUGGUGGAUGUUCGGCUUCCACACAAUGAUUUUUAUCAAGAAGUUUUCAUGGAGAUAUUGAGUGAGAACUCCAGAUACGCCCUACAGGAAAAUUUGCAGCUGAUUACUGCCCCUUUGCAAGUCAUUUGGGGCAAACAGGACCAGGUGGUGGAUGUCUCUGGAGCUGUGGUAGUGGCGGAGGCCUUGCCCGGUUGCAGGGUGGACCUGUUAGAGAACUGUGGCCACUCUGUGGUGAUGGAGAGGCCUCGCCGGACAGCCAAACUCAUCAUGGAGUUUAUUAUCUCCCUGGGUACCACCAGCGGAACCAUUAAGAAGCACUCCUGAGAAAUACAUUCUUUAUGGAAGUUUUAUUAUUUAGUCAAGCAUUUUAUUUUGAAAUGUUUAAAAAAAAAUGGUUUAACGAUCAACUAUUUACUCUAAACUCUUAAUUUUUCAGAUUCAGUUAUUUUUUUCACCCAUGUAAUAUCUUGGUCAAAUAUGUUGUUUUCCUCUUCCUGCAAUGUUUGAUCACAUUUGACUCAAUUAUUAAACCCUGCCUGUGUCUAAUUUAAUUGAUUUUCAUCAAACUAUGCUGAUGGAAUGUUUGUAGCUAGCCUAUGUGCAUAAAAUAAAGAAUACU
This is a messenger RNA of Oncorhynchus tshawytscha (Chinook salmon), 1528 nucleotides long. It is a transcript of the gene abhd6b, whose product is annotated as abhydrolase domain containing 6, acylglycerol lipase b. The coding region runs from base 211 to 1233 and encodes 340 amino acids. The record is from RefSeq and is a predicted model, not a curated record. The transcript has 9 exons. NCBI's taxonomy places the organism in Eukaryota, Metazoa, Chordata, Actinopteri, Salmoniformes, Salmonidae.